Messenger RNA from Trifolium pratense (red clover), 1918 nucleotides. Its product is annotated as NAC domain-containing protein 37-like. Gene Ontology annotation, biological process: regulation of DNA-templated transcription. The transcript is spliced from 3 exons. Gene Ontology annotation, molecular function: DNA binding. Lineage: Eukaryota; Viridiplantae; Streptophyta; Magnoliopsida; Fabales; Fabaceae. The record is from RefSeq and is a predicted model, not a curated record. The coding region runs from base 619 to 1701 and encodes 360 amino acids.
AUGGGGAACCCCGUUUGUUGAUGAAUCAUAAUUCCCACCACCACUCACUAACACAAGACAACAUCAUUAGUACAACCCCUCUACCUGUCCGUUUCUUAUAUACCCUUCCUUCAUCAUCAAACUCAAACCCUAUACCUAUGCCAUUCCUCAUCUCUUUUUUUUUUUUUCCUUAUCAUUUCUUCAUUUCUCUCUCUAACUCUUCCAUCAAAAUCAUUGUUUCUCAAAUUAUCAAGUUUUGUUUAUAAACACGCGCUUAUACUAAUUUAUCUUUUCACAAUUAAUUAAUCUAGUGAGUGUUGCUCACCACCAAAUAACCUUAUGAUUAUUUCUUAUAACACUUGUCACCUUUUUACUAAAACCUUAUAAUAUUAUAAUUUUUCACCUUUUCAUUUUUUAAUUUUUUUUUUUUGGUUUUCAUGACUUCACUUCACUAGAGUUAUUAUUAUAUCUUCUCUCUCUCAUAUAUAUAACUCAUAUUCAUCACACUCAUAUAUACAUCACAUCUUGUUUGGUUAUAAUUCAAACAUGAUCAUGAAGAAAGUGAUCAAGUGAGUGUGGUGGUACUGGUGGGUAUUAAUGGUGGUGGUGAAUUUUAUGCAGCACCAGUAACUUGAUAUCAUGGAGUCCAUGGAGUCAUGUGUCCCACCAGGCUUUCGCUUCCAUCCAACUGAUGAAGAACUAGUUGGUUAUUAUCUCAGAAAGAAAAUCGCUUCUCAGAAAAUCGAUCUUGAUGUUAUCAGAGAGAUCGAUCUUUAUCGUAUCGAACCAUGGGAUCUUCAAGAGAGAUGCAGGAUUGGAUAUGAAGAACAAAAUGAAUGGUAUUUUUUCAGUCACAAAGAUAAAAAGUAUCCAACUGGAACAAGAACUAAUAGAGCUACCAUGGCUGGGUUUUGGAAAGCUACAGGAAGAGAUAAAGCAGUUUAUGACAAAAUGAAACUAAUUGGGAUGAGGAAGACUCUUGUUUUCUAUAAAGGAAGAGCACCUAAUGGACAAAAAUCUGAUUGGAUCAUGCAUGAGUAUAGACUUGAAUCUGAUGAAAAUGGACCUCCACAGGAAGAAGGAUGGGUUGUUUGUAGAGCAUUUAAGAAAAGAACAACAAAUAGCCAAAAUACAAAAAGAACAAUUGAAGGAUGGGACACAACAAGCUACUUCUAUGAAGAAGCUCCAUGUGGUAUCAUCAACAAUUCAAUGGUGGAUCCAAUUGAGUUAAUCUCAAGACAACCUCAAAGCUAUUUAUCUCAAACUUACAAUAUGUGUAAGCAAGAGAUAGAAGCAUGCAUGCAUGCAGAACAAUUUGUACAGCUUCCUCAACUUGAAAGUCCUUCAUUGCCAUUAUUAGUAAAGAGACCAAGCACGGUGUCUCUGGUAUCAUCCGAAAUUAAUAACGAUGACACCGAUGACCAAAACCGGUUAUUAUUAUUAUCCAACAAUAAUAAUACAACAACUACGAAUACGAAUACGAAUAAUGUGACUGAUUGGAGAGCUCUUGAUAAAUUUGUGGCUUCUCAACUAAGUCAUGAAGUUGAAACUGAUCAAGGAGUAUUGUUGUCGAGUUUUGGUGCAACAAAUAAUAAUCAUAGCUCGGAUAUGGCAUUGAUGUUACUGCAACAAAGUAGUAGGGAUGAAGGGAACAAGUUAAGUCCUUUUUUGAAUGGAAGUUCAGAUUGCAGUGAUAUUGGGAUAUGCAUAUUUGAAAAAUGAAGAAAAUAAUUACUACCAUUUUAUUUGUACUACUAUAUAUAUAUAAAUGUUUUCAUGGAUAUAUAUUAUAUAUGUUGAGAUGAGACAUAUUAUAUAAUUUUGUAAAAAUAUGUGUGGAAGAUUUAAAAUCUCUAUGCCCUAUAUGAAUGAGUGCAAAUUGAGAUGCAUGCGUCCAAAUUAAAUGGCUCUUGAAUCAAGAUAUAGAAUUUUAUUUUAA